Messenger RNA from Nematolebias whitei (Rio pearlfish), 915 nucleotides. RefSeq names its product CREB/ATF bZIP transcription factor (gene crebzf). Gene Ontology annotation, molecular function: DNA-binding transcription factor activity. Gene Ontology annotation, biological process: regulation of DNA-templated transcription. The transcript is spliced from 4 exons. Lineage: Eukaryota; Metazoa; Chordata; Actinopteri; Cyprinodontiformes; Rivulidae. The record is from RefSeq and is a predicted model, not a curated record.
AUGAACAUCCCAGACGUGCAGUCAGAGGAGGUUGAGGUGGAAGAUGUUGUGGUUGAAGAUCUCCUGAUACCAUCUGAGGAGUUCCCUGCCGAUCAGACGGAACCUGCUGGAACAGAGCUAGAUAACCUGUUUGAAGACCUAAAAUGGACUCUAGAGAAAGAUGGUUCCUCUUCGCUCUUUGACAUUGACCUAGCCGAUCUUUGCGAAUAUGACGUCACAAGCCAAAACUCCGGCAUCGAAGUUUCGUCUGCCUCGUCUCCGGAGAGAACGCCAUCUGACUUGAGGAUGAGGAGCAGACAGAACCAGUCGAACCACAUAAAUAAAAACGCCAUCGCUGCCAGAAUGAAUCGUCUCAAGAAGAAAGAAUACGUCAACAGCCUGGAGAACCAAGUGGGCGUCCUCUCAACAGAAAACACUGUGCUCAAACGGGACAACUCUCAGCUGACAAAACGGGUGGAGGAGUUGGAAGAUGAAACCAGGUAUCUGAGGGCUGUGCUGGCCAAUGAGAGCAUGUUAGCCCAGCUCUUGUCCAGGCUGAGCGGUGUGAAUGGGAUGAAAUUAUCUUCCUCGCUUUUCCAGGGGCCUGGCUCAAACGACCACGAUUACGCGUUGCCCAGGAAGCGGGUGAAAGUGGCAGAGAAAGAGACAUCCGGUGGCGUGUGUCUGCACGUGGACAAGAACCACGUGUCAGUGGAGUUCUGCACAAAGUGUGCAGAGAGUGCAAGCACGGCGCUCAAAAUGUAGGGUCAAUUUCUUCUAGGUCGCUCCACCCUGUGGGAUGAGUGGCUUUCUGAACAUCUUUACCCGCUUGGCUCCAUGUGGAUUCUGCUGAUGGAGGUGAAGAGGCUGGACACGCUGCUGCUGCCUGGUAUUUUUUUAAAGGUAGUAUCGCAAGCUCUGCCGAUAAAGGCCUAA